CGAGCAUCAAUUUACCUGAGCGGAGCGGCGCGUCUUUCCGCUGCAGUACUAACAGGGGAUUAUUAUAAAUACGGAGGAAAAGCCUCUUUAUAAACUUUAUUUUGUGGUUUAAAUUCUGCGUGUGAAACAUCAGACAGACGCGAUGCAGCAGCCCCAGAACGCGCCGCAGACGAAUGCGCAGAACGCGGAUCCUGCAGAUGUGUUUAUGAAGCGGCGACGGACAGCUCUCUGGUGUUCAGUGUCUCUGUUUGGACUCUCUGUUCUUGUUCUGGUGGUCGGGCUGCUGUCAGCCACACAGACGUAUAAUGUGGCUGUGUCUGGAUACUAUCCCGGGAUUAUACUGAGUUUUGGAGCGUUCUUGGGUAUUGUUGGUCUGAACCUGGUGGAGAACCGCAGGCCGAUGUUGAUGGCGUCCAUCAUCUUCAUCAGUCUGGGUGUUGUGUCGUGUUUCCUCUGCGCCAUCAUUGAUGGCAUCAUCGCCGCUGAGUUCAUUGACAGGAGGCCUCUGAUGGAGGGCCGCUGUGAGUUUUACUCAAGCAAUUCUUACGGCUAUGAAAACUACUACGCUGAGGUUCCCUGUCAUUCCUAUGGUAAUCAGUGUAAACUCAAGGUGAAGAGCAACACCUGCUACUGCUGUGACUUAUUCCAAUGUGACAGUGUGAACUAUCAUGUGCAGUACUAUGAGUUUACGGGCGUGAGAAGCUGCUGGGAUGUGGUGAAUCUGUAUCGUCUGCUGUGGGCCUGUGUGGCGCUCAAUGUGCUCGGUGUGUUUCUCGGCAUCAUCACCGCCGCCAUACUGGGAGCCUUCAAAGACUUGGCUCCCACGGAUCAAAGUCACAUGACACCUAGUCCGGCUCCACCCCCCCACAUCCUGUACAACCCCACCCAACACCUGAUCACCUACACCGGCUUCUGCCCCUCCGGACAAACUCUACCCGCCUACCCAAACUACCCGCUGCCCACACAGCAUCUGAAUGGUUAUCCAGCUUCAGCCACGGGCCAGUCCAUUCCUGAGGUCUCAACCUCCACGUCUGAUGAGACUCAAGCGGCUGCUCAGAGCGGGACGAACUCAGCUGUACCCACUCAAUCCACGUCUCAGGACAGCAGCGGUUACAUGCCGACUCCAAACGCUCCCUCACUCUAUGCUCACUUAUUAGGGCCCUUCGAAAAGCCUCCACCCUACGCCUGCUGAAAACAUAUAAAUCAAGAACACUGACCUCUGAUGGGCACUGCUGCUAAUGACCCUAGAAAGUCUCCGUAAUUGUGAAUUAUUCUUGUUGCAAAUGUAAUCAGUGUUGUUCUCUAUUAGUUUCCAAAACCUGUUUAAACUGAAUUUGAGCUUUUAACCCUCUUCUUUCUGUGGGACCAUAGAUUUAUUUAUUGAAUCAUAUCCUUGUCCUCCAUCUCCUUAGUUUUACCAUCAAUUCAAGCCCGAAAGGGGAACAGAGUCGCGUGUCAGAUACAGUGAUUAAGCUCGUAUGUGUUUUCAGUACACAAGCCACAGACGGUUAAGAUAGCAGACUCCACUGUGUGACUCUCUCUCUCUCACACACACACAC
Molecule: messenger RNA, 1559 nt
Organism: Carassius gibelio (silver crucian carp)
Lineage: Eukaryota; Metazoa; Chordata; Actinopteri; Cypriniformes; Cyprinidae
Product: transmembrane protein 255B
Exons: 9
Coding region: 143-1192 (349 amino acids)
Source: RefSeq, a predicted model, not a curated record